AUGGUCGCCACGCUAGCUGCAAAGUGUUCGAUGAAGGAAGCGUGGGAGGCAAUCAAAACAAUGAAGAUGGGCAUGGAACGGAUGCGCAAGGCCAAGGCACAGGUGCUCAGAAGGGAGUUUGAAGCUGCUCAUUUCAAGGAUGGGGAGAACAUUGAAGAUUUCUCCAUGUGUCUAGGCAGAAUGAUUAACAUGCUUUCCAUUCUUGGUGACACCAUCAAUGAAGAGCAGGAGCACAACUGCAAGCGUGAUCAGAACACUGGCUUCAACAAUUUCCAUCGUCGCGAGCGUGGUCAUGGACAGGACACCAGAUCCCAUGAUAGUGGCAACAACGACGGGAAGGACACACACAACAAUAGACGUGAGGCAAACCAAGACAAAUGUCGCUCUUUGGUAGAGGAGGAAGAACCUGCGCUACUCAUGGUGGUGGCCACUGACACGAAAUGUGUUGGUGCACAUGUACUACUAAAUGAAGAACAUGCAUAUUCGAGGCUCUGUAGACAAGGUGGCGCACUGGACUCGCUUUGGUAUCUUGAUAUUGAGGCAUCAAACCACAUGACCAGGAACAAGGAGGCCUUCACCGAUCUCAACACAGGCAUCACGAGAUCUGUUAAGUUUGGUGAUGGGUCCACCAUCGACAUCUGUGGCCAGGGCUUUGUGAGGCUCACUGGUCAUGGCGGUCGACAACGCUUUCUCAUGGCAGUCUACUACAUUCCAUGGCUCCACAGCAACCUGAUUAGCCUUGACCAGCUUGAUGAGGUCGGCUGUCAGGUGAUGUUUGAAGACAGGACACUACGGAUCAAGGAUCGUGAGCAGCAUCUAUUGGCUAAGGUGGUGUCUGUGGCAUACAUCAAAGGAGGUGAAGCUUUCAAUGUCAUUCCAGAAUCGGUGAUACAAAGGCAGGCCGCCGUGAGCCGCUGCGCUACGACCAUCGACUUCAUGGAGGAGAAGCUUCCGCCGUACCCGGCCACCGUCAACGACGAAGCGAUGUACGCCCACGCCAAGGCCGUCGCGGAGGGCAUGCUCGGAGAGGCUAACGUCAGGCUAUGCCCCCAGCUCAUGACAGCCGGAUAA
Phragmites australis (common reed) is the source of this 1071-nucleotide messenger RNA. RefSeq lists its product as uncharacterized. The coding region runs from base 1 to 1071 and encodes 356 amino acids. The transcript is spliced from 5 exons. NCBI's taxonomy places the organism in Eukaryota, Viridiplantae, Streptophyta, Magnoliopsida, Poales, Poaceae. The record is from RefSeq and is a predicted model, not a curated record. Gene Ontology annotation, biological process: auxin metabolic process. Gene Ontology annotation, molecular function: IAA-Ala conjugate hydrolase activity. Gene Ontology annotation, cellular component: endoplasmic reticulum.